UAGUUGUUUAUUACAAUUGCCUUUUUCAAAUGUGUUUACAAUAGGUUACUAGGUGCAAAGGUGUGGUUGGCUCCAAAAUCAAUUUGGUUGCAUUUUUGUCCCUGAACAUUAUUUUACAGCAGCAUGGUAACUAUGGAGUAUCUCAAAGAAACAAAUAAGAGGAUAGGUGGUGUAGAUUCUUGGACCUCUGGGUAAACUUACGCCCUCAAGUUCUUUGACAAGAAUCUGUAAGGUCCAAGACUGCACCCUGCAACAGUUUCAAGGGCAUGGUAUUGGAUGGUCGACAGAAUAUCUAACAAGCUCCUCCCACAACAUCGGCAGCCAUUUUAAGGUACGUUCCUUAGAUACCAUGCGCAAAAAUGUUUCCACACGUUGGACAUUGAAAUGGAGGCCCGUAGAACUGGAGGCGGGUCUUUCUCCCCAUUCGCAGUCGUCUCAUAGGUUCCAGUCGUCGGGUGUCACGAAAUAUCCCGGGUUGAGCCACAUUGUUUGGUGAAUGUGCACUGAGUUGGGCUAACAUCGAACCAUUGAAACUUUUAAAUAAUAAACGGUGUUACAAGCAUCUUUUACUUGAAGUGAAAGUUUUGGAAUAUCCUGCGUGCGCAUUGCGCAACGGGGAAGGUGCAGUCGUACAAAGGAAAACGGCAGCAGCAGGAAGCCGAACGCGACGCUUGGAAGACCAAGGACAAAACGGUGAUGACAAGAUUGAGUUUGCUUUUGGAAUGUAUACUAGCAUAUUAGGAUCUUUGGUCAAAUCAGCAAUAAUGUUCCCACUGAUAUGUAGUGGAUAAGUGGGAGGUAGGAGAAUUAGCCCUUGGAGGAGAACACCAGGAUGGCUCAAACAUGGAAUGCACUUCAGCAAGCACAGAUUCUGUCUAACCAUAGCCCGGACAAUUCUAUUGGAAGUAUGGACUGUAAUGGAAUGCCAGUGGAACCGGACGAGAGCUUUGCUCAUGAGAUAGAAGAGUUAAUUGAGAAGGAGAACUUACAAAGCAUGAUGGAUUUGCAAGACAUUGCUGAAUCAGACAUAAAAGAUUUGGAGUCUGAUUCUCUGCAGCACACAUGCUAUGAAUCAUCUUGGCAAGAUGUAAUGGGUUCAGACGACCUUGAACAAGAUAAGCCAGGGGAUGAAGGAGAAAAUGAUGGUAAUGUGAUACCCUAUCCCUUGCCUAACUCUGUAGAGGUUGAAUCCAUACUGGAAGCACAUUCUGACAAGGCUGUAUUAGAACCUGCUUUUGAGACGAAUGCUAGUCUUGUUGAAUAUUCAGAUAUUAGCAGCUGCUCUGACACGGAAGGAAAUUUUGAUUGCAAUUUAAGUUCAUCCAUUGAUGUUAACAUGGGUGGCAUCCAGGCUGGGCAGCCUUCAGAUGAAGGAGACCUGAAUUCAAGUAUGCACUUACCUUCUGCUGAGGUCAAUAGUAUUGUGGAAGCAGGUUUGAGUGAAAUAAAACAACAGAAGGACACUGGACCUCCAGUGACCCCAGGCAAAAGCAGUGAUUGUGUAAACCAUACUGGCAGUGACUGUAGUGAGGGGCCACUUCUUACAAAUGCAGAAGUGUCUUGUAUGGAUGUACAAGGUUUGGACCAUAUGAUUAGUGCAGUACCUUUGUCAAAAGAAGGGCAAAUUUUGGAAAGGGAGAUGACUUGUGAUUUGGAAUGUUUUUUGGAUCACUGCAAAGAGCUUGGUACCUCUCAGGAUGGUUCCAAUUGUGCCUCAAAUCAUGCAAAUAUUGAUGCUUCUUUGACUUCUAAUGGGGGUGAAAACACUUGUCCAACCAUAGAUUCAAGUAUUUGCCAACUGGAAAGGACAACCCCAGUUGCUGAAAACAUGUCAAAACCUGAACUUGAAAAGACACCUGUGAUUUCUGGUGACGGAAAAGGUCCACUUGGUGACUACCAAUUAGAUUUAAUGGAUCCAAAUCCUGAAAAUAAAUCCUCAAAGCCCAACUGUCAAGAAACAAUUAAGAUAUAUGGCAAUGAAAAAGAUUAUUUUGAUGGCUCCUUAUUGGAAAGCAAUCAACCAGGUCCUGAAAGCCCAUCCACAAAACCCGACUUUCAAGAGAUAAUUGGGGUAUCUGGACAUGGAAAAAAAUCUCAUUACAGCUGUCAAAUGGAGAGCAAAAAACCCCAUCCUAAAACCACAUCCUCAAAAUCUGUCCAUGGAAAUUCUGUUCAGCUAAAUGCGAAAUGCUUUACAUCUGAUGAAGAACAAGUUGAGCGGAGUAGUUUUGGGUUCCUUGAGUCUUGUUUUGGUUUAAGUAGUGCAGUGCAGAACACUAAGCAACUGAAACACAUGGAACCUGCACAUGUAAACAAAGUCAAUGAGUGUAGUCUGUUUAAUUACAGUGCUUUUGAAUCUAAAAAUAAGAUGGAUGAGGGAACUGAUGUACCAAAAGAUCCACCACUACUUGGCACAGACCAAAUGUCCAAGGACUUCCUAGAUCCUGGACAGCAAAAAUUUCUGACUGACAUUGGUACCAUUACAAGCAAAGAUUCUUUAUCACAUUUAAGGACCCAAAAGAGAAAAAUGCAGCCUGUUGUUCUCCUUAAGACAACUGAGAAAAAAACUGGAAAGAAAUAUCAUUGCUUUGAGUGCCAAGAGUCAACACAAAGUGUAGAUGAUCUAAUUGAACACUACCACUGCUUGCAUUCUACUCAUAACUCUCAGUAUUGUCUCUCUUGUGAAAGUUACUUAACUGGUGGUAUAUUGACAGAAAAACAUGUCUGUGGAAAAGUCGAGCUUAAUGACAAGAAAAAAUCAUCCCUCUUGUAUACCAAAGUGCUUACUGAGAAGAAGGCAAAGUUCAUAUGUAGGUACUGUAAAAAAGCCUUUGUUCGACAACCAUAUCAUGAAGAACAUGAGCUUAAGCAUAGAGUUGUCACACAACAUAGAUGUGACCGUUGCGGAUUAUACUUUCCUAAUGCUCACAAAUGUCAAGGUCACAAGCGUAAAGUAGCAUGCACACCUUUGAUACUAGACCCUUUUUUACAGACUGCAGAUUACUCUGAAUCAAUCCCUGAAAAGAACGACAUACCAGAUGUGGUGGAAACAGUAGGCUCCAAUGUAGAACUUCGUAAUUGCUUUGUGAAGCUAAUGGAUGUGUGCAAGACAAGCCAAUCACCUGAACGAAUGCAUUGUCACAUUUGUGGCAAGAAUUUCAGACUCCGAGCGCAAUUGAAUGCACACCUUAGAUCACACUCGGAUGAGAAGCCCUUCAAGUGUGACAACUGUGAAAAAGCAUUCAAAUAUACUUGGAAUCUUAACAAACAUAAAAGAGAGCAAUGUUCUCAAAAGAUUGUCCCACAUGAAAAAUCUUCGCUUUCAGAUAGCAACUUCCCGCAAAAGUUUAAAUGUCCAAUCUGUUUUCGCAUUUUCAAGUACUCGUACAAUCGGACGCGUCAUUUGCGGCACCAGUGUCUCAAAGAAUACAUGAAAAAAGGCAAAGGAAGGAUUGGUGACAAGUAUCGCUGCCCUUUGUGUAAAGAUAUGUUUACUGUGGCUGGCAACCGCAAUAGACACAUUAAGCAAACUUGCAUUAAGCUUAAACUCUAUAGAGCCAAAGGAAAGGUAAAGAACAAAAAAGAGUUAGAGGAACUUAACUGUACCGAAAAAAAGGACAAAGAGUCACCAUUGACUACAUCCGUACAAAAAACAUCACGGUACAAAUGCACUUUCUGUCCAUCUGAGUAUUCUAGCAAGUCUGGUUACUACAACCAUUUAGCAAAGCACAAAUUGCUUGGACAUUGCAAAAAGGCAGUCAAACACAAACAUGCUAAUGCUGCUGAUUUGAAAAAAGAAGAAAGUGCUGAUAAAGGCACAAGACUUUCUUUCUCCUGUCGCUUCUGUGGAAGAGCCUUUGCUUCACCUGACUCUUUAAAAAAGCACUUACGACUUCAUAAAGGAAACAAACCUUUUCGCUGUUUAGACUGUGGCAAAAAUUUUGCCAGGCAUGGGCACCUAAUGGCUCAUAAAAAUGUGCACAGACGGAAUGUACAAUGUUCAGUCUGCUGGGAAGUUCUGCCGUCAAUUGGAGAUUUGUUAAAACACAGACAGUCCCAUCCUAAAAAAGGCAUGCUUAAAUGCCCUGAUUGCCCUUUGGAGUUCAAGUUUCCAGUAUUUCUGCUUCGACAUGUGGCUGUGCAUGAGAGGAGACGCAAACUUAAGGAACUUCUCCCUUCAAAGGACCAAGCUACACCUCACAAGGUAGAAGAAAUUUACAAAGAGGAGUUCAAAUGUGGUCUCUGUCAAGAAGCCUUUGUUGACUCAAAGGCACUUAGUGAGCAUUGUUUGACUCAUAUGCCUGGACCUUCUGCAUCCAAAUGUCAGUUCUGCAAACACCAUUUCUCAAGUCGUGCUGGACUUAUUCGUCACAUCCGCCUUCACACAGGUGAAAAGCCUUUUCCCUGUCUAACUUGUGGCAGGCACUUUCAUAGAAAGGAAGUUCUUAAAUUGCAUCAGGAAAAAUGUCAAAUAGAGGAACGGCCUCCAUUACAAACGUCAAGUACAAAGCAAAUAAAGGCUGAACAUAGUCUUGACACUGAUUUGAAAAAGACCGGCAAAGCCUAUAAUUGCUCAUACUGCCCACAUUCAUUUCGUUUUCCAAACAAUUUAAAACUCCAUGAGAGGGCACACUUGGCAAAGACAGUAUUUCCUUGUUCAAAGUGUGGGAAGUUUUACAGAAAACGAAAAUUUAAAGAUCACGUUGAACUCUGCAAUGGAGACAAGAUGAAACCUGCUUGCAGAAAAUGUGGGAAAAUUUUUACUCGAAAAAACUAUAGAAAUUCUCACGAAAAACAGUGCAAGGGCAUGCAGAACAAAACUGAAACCAAAACAGGAAAAGGAACAAAUGAGAACUGCAAAUUUCAGCAGCAAUGUCCAAAAUGCUUUAAAUGUUUCAGAUCUAGCAUUUUCCUCCAGAGACACAUAUCUCUUCAUUCAAAGGAAACUGCAUAUUCAUGCAUGCAUUGUGGACAGAAAUUUGACAGUGAGGAUCGAUAUUUGCAACAUGAAGCUUUUUGUGAUGGUGUGUCCAAGGAGAGUUUAGGAGGAUCAAUGUUUGCUGAAUUAAAGAAUCAGAAAGACAUCACUGUAGUUCCUGGAGAAAGUGGUGAGUCAUUUAAGUGCAAAUUUUGCACCAAGUCAUUCUUGAGAGCCAGAUACCUAAGGCGUCACAUUCUCACUCAUACAGAGGUCAAGCCAUACCGGUGCAAGACUUGUGAAAGUUGUUACUCACGAUAUGAUUAUUUAAAACUGCACCAAACCCGCUGCAGAGGAAAGCGCCAACUCGAGGUACGAGUUGAAAAGAUGAGUCUCAACAGCUUAAGCACAAGUCCCCAAAGUAAAACCCAGGAAGAUGGUGACUCAUUGAAAUGCAAAGUUUGCUCAAAGCAGUUGUCCACCCUCAGUGAUCUGAAGCGUCAUAUGUCCAUGCUCCACAUUACCGAUAAACCUUUUCCCUGCAAAAGAUGCGGCAAAACUUACAGUUCUAAGAAGACUUUAAGGAGGCACAAUGUCUCAAUCAGAUGCAAAAAGAUUUCAAAGGAAAGUGUGGCACCUGUCAAGAAUGAUGUUCAAACCCAACCAUGCAGAGAAACAUCCAAACUUCUGCAACGUAUACAGGUGCACUAUAUGAAUAAAUUUAAAUACCAAUGCGAGUAUUGCCCUCGACGCUUUAAACUAUCGGGGCAGCUAAAGGUACAUCUACGUCUUCAUACAGGGGAAAAACCAUAUGGCUGUGCCAACUGUGGAGAGCAUUUCAUCCGAACAGACUAUUUGAAACGGCACUUCGCUAAAUGCAGCGGUAAGGGAGAAAAUCAUGAGAAAAUUCUUUGUGAUAAGUGUGGUGACCUGUUCACCCAGGAUGCGCUGUAUGUACAUCAGAAGACUUGUGUCAUUAGCUCAAAAUCAUCCGAAUCAUCUCAACAGGUAAAUGAUAAAGUCAAGAACCCCACCAAGAUUAAAAGUUUUUCCUGUGCUAACUGUAGUGAACGAUUUUUAUUGUUCUCACAACUCCAGCAACAUUUUUUAGCAAAGCAUAGAUCUGAUCAGCCACAACAUAAAAUCAAUCAGCAGCAAUUGGUAUCCGGUCAUGUGCAAGUCAUAAAACAAGAGCAGGUCGAUGAGGGGUAUGGACAGAACCAAGAAAGCAGCAGUGAGAUAAAUGUGCUGGAGCAACGUGCAUGUUCAAACACAGAGGUUAUAAAGCCUCUUAAAUGCCCACAUUGCACCAUGCGUUUUUCCAGGAGCACUGGCCUUGGUAUGCACAUGCGCAUACAUAAGGGAGUUUACCCACUUUCUUGCACAAAAUGUCAUGUUGGUUUUUGGACCAGAAAGACAAUGGAGAAACACAGGAGAAAAUGUACAGGCCACACACUUAUCUCAAAUAAUGGGUCUGCAAUUGAAAGUGGGGGUGACUUAAAUGACACCGUUCUAGUAUUUAACAAGGGUUCUAAUACAACAGGAACUGGAGUACUACAGACUAAAUUCUCAUGUAAAGAUCAGGACCAGGACAAUGAGGCAGAGAAAGGGGAUGUAUCUGUUCACAAGUAUCAGUGUUCUGAGUGUGAUCAGAGUUUUACUGAUGGACUGAGACUUAUAAGUCAUUUGGAGGAACAUGGCCGUGAGGAUCAAGAGCGCAGAUCUGACAUCCACAGAUGCUAUGUGUGCAAUAAAGUCUUUGCUCAAGCUGGUACAUUGCAAAGGCAUAUGAAAAUGCAACAUAAUGAAAAGAUGAAUUAUACUUGUGAAAUUUGUUGCAAGAAUUUUCGUUUUCCAUCUGACCUGGACAUUCAUAGAUCUUGUCAUGACCCCAGUCGUCCCUUUGCCUGUAAUUAUUGUAAGAUGCGUUUUUUGACUGCUAAAGCCCUGACUAUUCACCAAAGGAUGGCUCAUUUGCAUGCACAACCAUCCAACUCAAACGAAUCUAGUGUGAAAGCUAGAGCGGAGCAGCCUGAAAUAUAUAGGUGUGAGCCAUGUGACAAAACCUAUACAAUAAAAAGGUCAUACAUGAAGCACUGCAAAAUAAAACACAAAGAGGACGUUAUCGAAACCUUGGCUGAUAACGAAUUGAAAAGAUCUUCUGGUAGUGCAAGUCAGGAAUCAGAUGAGGAAGACUCCAGAAAUUUUGAAGAUGAAGACGACAGUGACAAUGACUCUGAUUCAGCACCGUACUUUCCUUGCCAUGUUUGUGGUAAAACAUUCUUAACAUCAGAAAGUCUUGAAGAUCAUCAAAGAUGUCAUCUUGGCGAGAAACCCUUUGAAUGUGAAGAAUGUGGCAAGUGCUUUUUUCAGCUUGUGAACUUGCAACAACAUCAACGGUGCCACAAAGCGGAGUUUCAGUGUCAAAUGUGUGGUAAAGGUUUUGUCUCACUCUUCAGCCUGCGCAAACACAAGCAAGCGCAUAUCAAAAAGAGUCCGCACCGUUGUACCAAGUGUAACCUGAGCUUUACACGCUCUACGGAAUUAGUUGAGCACAUGGUUACCCAUCGUGAUGAGAACUUUCCAUGUGACCUUUGUGAUGAAACCUUUUCCUGCAAAACAAGUCGAGCAGAACAUCGCAAGAUGCACACAGAGCAAGAAGAAGAGCUUCCGCCGUUGAUUCCCCCCAACCCACCUCAAACAGUUCAAGUAACUCCUGCCAUUACAAGUAACAUUGAGCAGUACAAGUAUCGCUGUGGAAUUUGUCAAGUAAGAUUUCCAGAUCCAGAACAGCUCUCGGAACAUGGCUGCAAUCCAGCAAAAGAGCGACCAUACUCCUGUCCUGAAUGCAACAAGCAUUUUUUACAUGGUUCACACCUGAAAAAGCAUCAGCUCAGUCAUCAGUUGACGGGUCCACGGUCUUAUCAAUGUAAUCACUGCAGCAUGAGCUUCACCCACCACCACCUUUUUCUCACUCAUUUACAAAGCCAUGGGAAUGAAAAGGCUUCCAAGGACACCAACUUUCCUACCAGUGAAAAGAUCCGUGUGGAACCUGUGAAGCGUGACAAAAUUUACCAGUGCCCCAUAUGUCCAGAGAGUUUUUACCAAGCUUUGGACCUUGCGAAUCACCUCUCUGUUCAUUCUCACAUGUGCAGUGUUUGUAAUAUGACUUUUCCCACUAAGAAAGACCUUGAUGAACAUGAACAAUGCCAUUUGACUGCUGCUACUCAGUAUGAAUGCACAGAAUGUGGGGACAGCUUUCUUGGAAGUGAUGCUUUCCGCAAACACCACUGUAGUAACAGAAAUGUGAGCUUUUCAAAAAAACACUGUUCAGAGCUAUCUACCUCUUCCUCCAAGAAGCAGAGUUCAGGCACUCGUUUUCAAAUGGGUGAAGAAGAAGAAGAGGUUGAUGUUGGAGAAGACUUCAUAAUUUGUCCUAUCUGUAAAAGACGUUUCUCCUCCAACAGCAGUUUAACGGAGCAUCAUAAAAAGCAUCAUGAGGAUCCACGCCCAUUCAAGUGCUUGGUUUGUAAAAAAGGCUUUACGAAGAAACGUUACCUAACACAGCACCAGCAGAUACACAGUGAACGCCCUUACCAGUGUGAAGUGUGCUCAGAAUCCUUUAAAACAGAACCAGCUCUUGUAACUCACAGUAAACUGCACGAUGCAAAAAGGCAACACCAAUGCCCAAUAUGCAGCAGAACAUACCUUACAUCAAAUGAUCUUGCAAAACAUAAAAGAAAACAACAUGCUGAACAUCAAAGCCUGAGUGAGGACAACCGAGAAUACCGGUGUGAUAUGUGCUAUAAAUCCUUCACCAUGUUUGCUCAUUUGCAAAAGCAUCAAGAAAGCCAUGUAGGACAAGUGGUCUAUGAAUGCACAGAGUGUGACAAAGCCUUUGCUUUUCUAAAUCUUUUGGAGGAACAUCAGAGGACUCAUGGUGCUGCUUCUACAGAAUCUCUUCAGUCGCAAUCACCAACUCAGUUUCCCUAUCAAAGCUCAGUAAAUGAAUGAAGGUUAAAUUACUGAUGACUCAGUUUCCUGCAAUGCAGGUUAUUCAAAAUCAUUCAGUUUUCUGAACGUUAUUUGUUAAAAUAAACUGUACAUAAAAUUCAUUGUUUUUACAUAGGCCUAACUGCUUUUAUCCACUUUGAAAUACGAUAUUGGUGUUUUACCCUAGUUCAGAACUGGUCUGUUAAUGUUCAUAUAAUAUACUCUGACCUACAGUUCUGUGAACUGCUCACAAAUUUUUCUUUGUACAGUACUUAGACUGACGUAAAUUUAAAUGUAUGUGAUCUAGAUGAUGUAUGGAACUAUAGGCAUAUGUGCAUGAAUGAAGUUGUUGGGAGAUGUUGAUGUUCCACAGUACAGUUCACAAUGAUGUAUAGUAAAUCCUGCAUCAUUCCUUCAUUUUUGACCUUGCUUUAAAUAUCCUUAUGAAGCUUAGAUAUGUAGAAUAAUGUUCAUAUUUCAUAGUUAUGAUCAGCAAUGUUAUAUUUUUUUUGUGUGUAAACAUUUAAGGUCAUGUUAAGGGGUUAUUACACAGGUUAUACUGUAUAUGAUGUAAAUGCCUUUUGAGUUCUAUUACAUAAUCCAGAUUAACCUUUUUCUUGAGAAAAGUCUAACUUCAAUGGCUUCCCUCAAAAUUAAACUCCAUUCUGUAUGUUUUAAUCUACCUUAUUGUUGAUUCAUGUCUAUUAAAACUGAUGUUUAGUUUUACUUUUAUAUGGCAAUGUUGAGAAUUCCUUCAAAUAGUAAAAACGUUUACAUUU
Molecule: messenger RNA, 9690 nt
Organism: Puntigrus tetrazona (Sumatra barb)
Lineage: Eukaryota; Metazoa; Chordata; Actinopteri; Cypriniformes; Cyprinidae
Product: zinc finger protein 1035
Exons: 4
Coding region: 833-8932 (2699 amino acids)
Biological process (GO): regulation of transcription by RNA polymerase II
Cellular component (GO): nucleus
Molecular function (GO): DNA-binding transcription factor activity, RNA polymerase II-specific; RNA polymerase II transcription regulatory region sequence-specific DNA binding
Source: RefSeq, a predicted model, not a curated record